AUGUCAGGAAUGUAUGAACGACGGAUUGGAGCAUCAGUUCUAUCAGCGCCUUAUGUGGGAGAGGAACAAAUAGAAUUCAACGAAAUUGAUCAGAAUGACGCAAGCUCGUUGAACGCAUCAAUUCAAGAAGUGAGAAGGGAACAAACAAGUAUAGGAAAUAUGCCGAAGAAAAUCUGGCAUGCGAGGUAUCAAAAUGAAACGUCCAACGAGAGAUAUCAAAAUGAAACGUCCAACGAGAGAUAUCAAAAUGAAACGUCCAACAUCCAAACAAUCGAAAGGAAACAGUCCAAAGGAAACAAAGAUAGCAUCAAAAGGAAACAUCCAGGGCGCGGGACUCAUACAGGUGAAAAGCGGUUCAAAUGCGAAACAUGUCUGGUGGGCUUCGCUCAUUCAUCGCGUUUGCAUAAACACAUGAAAACUCAUACGGGUGAAAAGCCGUUCUCUUGUUCGAAAUGCAAGAUGAAUUUCACCGCGAAAGAGAGUCUGAAUAGACAUAAGAAGAUUCAUAGUGACUCAUGACAGUGAUAGGCCCAGAUUUAACUGCACUGCAUGCGAUAAAGCAUUCGUGACGGAUUAUUAUAGAAAAAAACACAUGGAGAAUUGCGUGCAGAAUGA
This is a messenger RNA of Loa loa (African eye worm), 615 nucleotides long. RefSeq names its product zinc finger protein. The transcript has 2 exons. Bases 1 to 519 code for a protein of 172 amino acids. Gene Ontology annotation, biological process: regulation of transcription by RNA polymerase II. Gene Ontology annotation, molecular function: RNA polymerase II cis-regulatory region sequence-specific DNA binding; DNA-binding transcription factor activity, RNA polymerase II-specific. The record is from RefSeq and is a predicted model, not a curated record. NCBI's taxonomy places the organism in Eukaryota, Metazoa, Nematoda, Chromadorea, Rhabditida, Onchocercidae. Gene Ontology annotation, cellular component: nucleus.